Molecule: messenger RNA, 1484 nt
Organism: Truncatella angustata
Lineage: Eukaryota; Fungi; Ascomycota; Sordariomycetes; Amphisphaeriales; Sporocadaceae
Product: short chain dehydrogenase/reductase family
Exons: 5
Coding region: 283-1092 (269 amino acids)
Molecular function (GO): oxidoreductase activity
Source: RefSeq, a predicted model, not a curated record
UGUAUCUGGGACAACAUUCGAGGAUCAAGCCAAGGGUUUAACGAGCCGGAAAAAGUGGUCGAGUGCUCCGGAAGUACUUUCUAUCAGAUCCCUGAGCUGGGGGCAUUUCUGAACCUCGGCCCCACACGAGCUCAAGAUGACUUCGAAGCAGGACACGCUUUUGUGUCGAAAACAAAUACAAGGCUUUCAUCUUACUGUGCAAACGAAGAAGUCAUAUUAAUACCAACGUGGAUUGAAUUAACGGCCAAACAUAUAUAACUAUAUCGCUUUUGAUUGGCAGAAAUGGAGUUGAAUCAGCUGUUCGAUGUCAAGGACAAGGUGGUAUUGGUCACUGGAGGUGCCAAAGGCAUAGGACUCAUGAUCUCACAAGGUUUUGUCGCCAAUGGAGCCAAAGUCUAUAUCUCCUCCCGUGAUGCCAAAGCCUGCGAAGCAGCAGCAGAGGAGCUGAAUUCAGCAGGUCCAGGCAAAGCAGUCGCAUUACCCGCAGACCUACUGCAGCUCUCCGAGUGCGAGCGUCUAGUCUCGGAGCUUUCAAAGCGGGAGUCCAAAUUACACGUCCUCGUGAACAACAGUGGUAUCGCCUGGGGUGCACCACUGGACUCCUUCCCGGACGAACAGUGGUCGCGUGUGCUGAAUCUAAACUUGCAGCGCGUCUUUACUCUGACCCAGCUCUUACUACCACUUCUCGAUGCCGCGGGAUCGCCAUCCGUGGAGUCGGCAGCCAAGGAUAUGCCCGCGGCUGUGAUUAACAUCGGGUCUAUCGAUGCUCUGAGGGUCCCGAUCAUGGAGAACUAUUCCUACAGUGCGGCAAAGGCAGGUCUGCACCAUCUGUCGCGGGUGCUAAGCGCCAAGUUGGGCCCCAGGGGCAUCACGGUCAACACGCUUGCGUGUGGGCCGUUUGAAACAAAAAUGACGAGGUUCGCGAUGAAGACGGCGAAGGCAGAGAUUGAGGAGGGCAACCCAAUGGGCAGGAUCGGAAGACCGGGAGAUGUGGCUGGAGCUUGCAUUUUCCUAGCGAGUCGUGCGGGUUCGUAUGUCAAUGGUGCUACAAUCAAUGUGGAUGGUGGAGUCUCGAAUUUGUCGAAGAUGUAAAGCUGAUUCCAUUUGAUGAUGUUCAACGGGAUCCAGCCAUUAUGAUACAUUCAUGUCGCAUAGCGACGAGCGCGUAGCCUGGUCAAAACUAGAUGUUUUGAACUACCUAUGUACAAAGGGUAUAAUUCAGUUUCCCGAGACUUGCUCGACCAGCAGUCAUGUUGCACUCUUUAACGCCAUGGUUUAUGCAGAAUGCGAAUUGCAUUCCAACUGAUACAGUGUUCAUACAGCAGCAAUUACGUCUGGCGUCCGAUGAAGUCAGGCCAGCAUAUAUUUAGAAUCCGGUUUCUAUGAUCAACCAGAGGUUGGUAUCUCUUGAGCGAGUCUGUUAAGCGGGUAUCUGCCCAGGGUAGAGAUUCAUCCAGCAGGAGAUGCGUAUAGGCAAACAAUGC